Messenger RNA from Xyrauchen texanus (razorback sucker), 551 nucleotides. RefSeq lists its product as uncharacterized. The annotation marks the transcript as partial. The transcript is spliced from 2 exons. Lineage: Eukaryota; Metazoa; Chordata; Actinopteri; Cypriniformes; Catostomidae. The record is from RefSeq and is a predicted model, not a curated record.
AAUCACACUAAUGUAGGAUAUAAGACAAUAUUAGUACGAGAGAGAGAGAGAGAGAGAGAGAGAGAGAGAGAGAGAGAGAGAGAGAGAGAGAGAGAGAGAGAGAGAGAGAGAGAGAGAGAGAGAGAAAAGUUUCCCAGCGGAGUUGGGAUAUUUAUUACAAUGACUUUAAAAUUUGAGAGAGAGCAAGACAAAGAAAUACAGACAAACGGAAAGAGAGACAGAAAAGCAGAAAGAAAGGCAGAAAGAUGGAAAGGCAGAAAGGAAGAUAGGCAGAGAAAAGGCAGAAAGAAAGAAGGCAGAAAUGAAGGCAGAGAGGCAGAAAGAAAGGCAGAGAGAACGACAGGCAGAAAGAAAGGCAGAAAGUAAGUCAAAGAGGAAGACAGAGAGAAAGGCAGAGAAAAGGCAGAAAUAAAGGAGGAAAGAAAGUCAGAGAGGCAGAAAGUCAGUCAGAGAGGCUGAAAGAAAGUCAGAGAGGCAGAGAAAAGGCAGAAAGAAAGGAGGAAAGAAAGUCAGAGGCAGAAAUAAAGGCAGAAAGAAAGUCAGAGGCAGAA